Messenger RNA from Lathyrus sativus (Indian pea), 285 nucleotides. The record is from the annotation of a GenBank genome assembly. NCBI's taxonomy places the organism in Eukaryota, Viridiplantae, Streptophyta, Magnoliopsida, Fabales, Fabaceae.
AUGGAGAAGACAAGAAACAUAUUCUGGGUUGGCAGGAAGUGGAGGUUGUUAAGUAGCAAUUACAGAAACACGAGUGUUGGAAUUGUUGUUCCACAUUCCAUGCCUGUCACAACAAAGACCUCAGACCGAGCUGCUGUUCAUGGUGUUAAGUCACCUCUUCCUGAUAUCCUCGACAAGGAGCAAGCAGAAAAAGAUAUUGAGAAAGCCAAACAAGACAAAGAAGCCAAGAGGAAACAUAUUGAAAAGACUAUACACUCCUACUUAACCAAAUAUGAUUCACCUUAA